Apis dorsata (giant honeybee) is the source of this 4393-nucleotide messenger RNA. Its product is annotated as pleckstrin homology domain-containing family G member 5-like. The record is from RefSeq and is a predicted model, not a curated record. NCBI's taxonomy places the organism in Eukaryota, Metazoa, Arthropoda, Insecta, Hymenoptera, Apidae. Gene Ontology annotation, molecular function: guanyl-nucleotide exchange factor activity. The transcript has 22 exons. Gene Ontology annotation, cellular component: axon; endocytic vesicle; plasma membrane. Gene Ontology annotation, biological process: endothelial cell migration; Rho protein signal transduction. Bases 77 to 3721 code for a protein of 1214 amino acids.
GGACGUUCUCUUUGACUCCCUUCGGCGAGAAGGACGAUCGAGCGUAUGCGCGAGGAUACACAUCGAGAUUGGCACGAUGACAACGUUGAGGAAGGACGAGAAGAGGGGUUCGAAGAAGUCGAAGAAGAGCGGCGGGACGUCCGGUCGGAGCGCGAAGACGGCGAAGCAGGUACCCGCGAAGAAAAGUGAACCGAAAGUGCAAGCAGAGAAGUGGUACAAGGAUCUAUCGAUCUACGACAAUGAUCUCUAUAGCGAAGAGGUGAAUCUGUCGAAACGCGUGGAGGAAGAGGAUACGGAAAAGGAGAGCGGGAGAAUCGAGCGAAAAUCGUUCCGUCGGAAAAUCGGGUUGCUAUUGAGAGGGAGCGCGGCUGAAUUACCGGCCGUGAUAAAUCGCAGCCUGCAACCGAUUAGGCGCAGCCUAAGUUUCAGCAAGGACUUGAACCGUCUCCAGGAGCCGUCGAAACCCCACAGGGCGAGCAGCGCGCAUUGGUACAACAGUUUGGUAUCUUUGGCGGAGGACGAAUGUCUGGACGAGUAUGACGACAGCCCGUCAGAAAACAGUCCAACGAUCGAGGAACGAUUGUUCUCUUCGAAGGUUCAAGUCACCAGGACGCAAAGCCUCAUCGACACCACUUUCACGAGAAGCCCGAGGAGACGAGUGACCGACCUGCUCAAGCGAACUGCCCCUUAUGGACGGCACAGCGAUCAUUACGACUCGACCAUAGAUUUGAGCAAUCCACCGUUCGAGGCCAGCAGUCUUCCCGCUCUCACGCACACGGAUGGAAGCUGCAACGAGCUAAGAUUCCCCCGUGAAGGGGAGCAACAGGUCAGGAACGAAUGGAGGAACCUGAAAGUUCCUGUCGGUCGAAAUCUGUCUUCCCUACAUGUCGGCCCCGUGAACCGUCCAGAGGUGCGUUCGAGGUCGUUGACCCAGCUGGACGCUCUGGGCAGCAAGAUGCUGGAUACGGGGGAGCACCAUCUGGGGGGUGGUCCCUCGCAACAGCAAUCCCAUCACCUUCACCACCAUUAUCAACCUCAACAAUUGCAACACCCCCAAAAUGUGGAGAGUAAUCCUCGUUUCCUUGCGCCCACUGCGCCUUCCGUCGAGGGGUCGCGUCAGAAUCGCAGGCACAAACUGUCUCGGUCACAGGUAUCCAGCAGCGAGUUUUUCAGCGUCAGCUUCGAUCUCUCGGACGAUUCGAGUGGCCUGGAUCGGGACGAGUUUCUGCCCGCUGCGAAGGGCACUUACUUGGCCGAGGCGAUCAACGCCGCUUGCGAGAGGCGCGGGAUCGACAUCUCGCGGAUCGAGGUCUUCGACGGUUUCUCGCCGCCAUUGCCGAUCCUCACCACGGACACCUCCAGCCUUGGCGGCAAGCAUUUGCGAAUAACAGUUAAGGACAACGAAAAAUCGAACUCGAGAUCGUCGAGCCAGAGAAGCAACCAGAGCGUCUCCUUGAGAAAGCCAAGCGGGAAUUAUCGGAGCCGCAGCGGUCGUUUCUUCAGCGUCUCGACGGAAGACUCGAGCGUUGACUCCGAGGUCGGAAGCAGCACCACGCUCACAUCUGGUCGGAGCUCCGUUGGGGCUGCGGGGCUCAAACCUAGUAAACAGCGAUGGAGCGGCUUCUUCACCAACACGAAGGGCACAAAACUUGAUCUACUCACCUCUCUGCUGGACGAUUAUAACAAGCAUGGGGUUCCCAAGGAUACACAAUUGUCAUACGAGCUCGCCUUUAACGAAGAUGCCUUGUACUUAGAACAAGAUUGGCGCGACAUCGUUCAAAACUCGGAUCAAUUAUCGGAGAAACAACAGCAACAACAGACUGCUUUAUGGGAAUUGGCUCAAACGGAAGUGGCUUAUAUCAAGACUUUAAAGGUUGUGACAGACCUGUUUAUGGCGUGCCUCUGCAGCCUGCAGGCCUCGAAUAUCCUGAACGAGGUCGACAGGACGAAGCUAUUCAGUAACAUCCCCGAGAUCUACGCCGCGAAUCGCUACUUCUGGACCGAGUACGUCCUAGCCAUGGUAAAUACGUCGAGGACCACUGGACAACCGCUCGAACCAGGCCACCUUCUGCAAGGUUUCGAGACGUUCGAGCAAACCUUCGCACCCUACACCAGAUAUUGCGCGGAGCAAAGCAAAUGUCAGCAAUACUGCAGAGACCGUCUCAACGAUAAUCAAUUAUUUACGGUCUAUCUGGUGUGGUGUGAGACUCAGAAGGAUUGCAAUCGAUUGAAACUGCUCGACAUACUGGUGAAACCUAUGCAGAGGUUGACGAAGUAUUCUCUGCUCUUGAAGGCUGUUCACAAGAACACGGAGAACGAGGAGCAACGAGCAGAAUUGACUCAUAUGAUCAAAUCUGUAGACGACUUCGUGGCGUCUGUGAAUGCAGCAUUGAAGAGGAACGAGGAGACAGCGCGGUUGGCCAGCGCUGCAUCUCGAAUAGAAAGUUACGAUGUGGUCGAAUCGAGAGACGAAGAAUUGGAGAAACUGAUUAAAAUUCACAGCACGUUUGAUAUUACCACGGUUCCAAUACCGGGUUGUCCGAAAGACACCCUUAGAGUACUUCUUCGCGAGGGAGAUUUAAAAUUAAGAGACGCCGUUAGCAGCAAGAUGGAAGUACACAUAUUGUUGCUGACAGACAUGCUAUUGAUCUGCAAACCGUCGACCAAGAAAACUUCCAGUGGGCUGACUGGCACCGUGGGGGGCGGUUUGAAGAUUAUAAGACAACCGUACGUAAUCGAUCGUAUCCGAAUACACGAGCUGAAGGAGCCAACCAGUUUAGGCUUGGUUUAUCUGAACGAAUAUGGGGCGGCAUCAGCUGCUCUGGUUCUCAGCGCCGGAGAAUCGAAAUUGGCCAAGUCUUGGAUGGAAUCGAUCAGGAAAGCUCAACAACAAUUUGCGUUAAUGAAAGUGCCACCGCUUGGCAACACGAUGAACUUGACCACGGUCACUAGACAACAUAGCAGUUUUCUCGGUGAUGAGUACGAAGCAGAGGAAUGCGAGGGGAUCCCAAAAACGCCUCGAGGGAGUAGCCGGGCGUCAAGGGUGAGCAGCCUCGCCCACAGUCACAGCCAUGAAACCGCUUCCAGUGGAAGUAUAGAGAUGGAAGGCGUUUCACCGGGAAGCAGCACUUUUCUCCCUAGUUAUAAUCCAAGCAGAAAUAUCAGCGUGGAAACGAGCGAGCCACCGCGAGCCUCGAGCGUAUCAUCCGAGGAAGGUGGCGACAGUUCUGGCCACAAUCAUAGACCGUUGCAAAUAAGUCCUAACAAAUUUGAUAAUAGACGAUACCCGCUGAGUAAGUCACCGACGCCUAACACGUUGAGUGUCCAAGUGCCGGCGUACUCUAGCUUGGGCCAAUCGCUGCCAAACUUGACCCUAGCCACUUCGCCACAAACUUCAACCGUGUCUCCGACACCGCCAAACUCGCUUCUAAUCGUACCCCAAAUAACAAAAAGCAAGGACACUUUGCUUUCACCAGGGCACCGAGGUAGUAUCUCCUAUCCACCACCGUCACCCCCGAGAGGGGCGCUUAGAAGAGCGUUCGCGAUUCCUCAAUCACGAAAUCCACCUCUCGUUAAAACGAGACACAUAAGCACGUCUGUGACACAAACGGUUCAGCCUACGAUGAAUCUAGACGCGGAAGCCAUUGAAGAGAGGCGAAGAAGGCUGGAACCUUCGCACAGAAUGCCAUCGACCAGCAGCAUCGCGGAGGAAAAGAAAUGACUAGAAUUGGGAUACAAGAGUAACUUACUAAGAAGAUAGAUUGCUAUGGACCAUCUUAUCAUUUGAUGAGGGAGUACGUUGGAUGAUACGUCAUGUUUAGAAAUAAAAUGUUGCUUUCUGUUGUCUGUAUGCAAGUGCUGCACACACUUUCAUGCAGGAGCAGAAAAAUGAUUGAAACGAUUGAGAAGGGAUUCAAAUUGAAUUAAAAAAAAACGUUUACGUACUCCUUAUGCCUACAAUAUGAAUCGAGCAAUUUUACAAUCGAUUGGGGCCAUUCGAAAUCAACGUGAAGUUUGUUAUUACGAUCGUAUCAUUGUAAUUUGAUUCUAGCGGUGUAACUUUUAGAUCUCAUUUUGUAAUUAAUUCGUCGGGUUGUGACGAUCACAAUUUCAAUAUUACUCUAAUUCAUUCAGAAUCCUAAGCGACGAACAGAAAAAAGAAAAAGGCCUACCUAGUGUAAUUAAUAUUACGACUAUUUAUCGUGAUUUAAGUUUAGAUGAUUAUAAUAGUUGGAAUAAGACGCCUUUAGAGCAACAAUUUUAAAAUAAACGAGUUCGAGUUUCGUGAUUUAACGAUAUAAAAGCAGGUACGGACAUUUAGAAAUGAGAACACACACACGUAGAAAAGUAUUACAUUUCAUGUAGAAGAAAAAAAAAAAAAACUAAAAGAAAA